Messenger RNA from Mangifera indica (mango), 2178 nucleotides. Its product is annotated as protein GRAVITROPIC IN THE LIGHT 1. The coding region runs from base 302 to 1696 and encodes 464 amino acids. NCBI's taxonomy places the organism in Eukaryota, Viridiplantae, Streptophyta, Magnoliopsida, Sapindales, Anacardiaceae. The transcript has 3 exons. Gene Ontology annotation, biological process: negative gravitropism; response to red or far red light. The record is from RefSeq and is a predicted model, not a curated record.
UUAAAAAAUAAAAAAAAUUCAAACAACCAUUUCAUUUCAGCAGUCUGUGGCUCUGUGCUUUCGCACCAAAUUUGAUCGGAAAUUAAACAGUUGAAAAUCAUCUUCCGUCGUCGGUCCUGUUUAGGUAGAGAAGAGAAAUAGAAGUUGCUACCGACUCGUCUGUCGUUCGUUGUGGUGUUUUGGUUCUUUUGUUUCCUUGAGAUUUACGUUAAAGAUGGGGUGUUGAAAAGUUCAAAUCUUGACUAAAGAAACCUUUUGCAAACCUCUUCCUCUCCUCUGUUUUUCAAAGCUUCUUCUGCAGAUGGAAUCAGUGAAACCUUCAGCUAUGACUCCAACCAAGAGUAAAUUGGCACAUACUUUUGCUAAAGUUUUUCAUAUUCGAGCAAUAUCUGGGGUUGCUCUGGUUGAUGGAGUUCAGAAAGUUAAGCAUCUAGAGAAGGUGAUCAAAGAUGAUUGGAAACCCGUUAAGAGUACAGGUAGUUGGUCUCAGUUACUUGACGAGGAUGAUAAAGAUGAUGAAUACAAAUUGGCCAUGGAAGCUUUUCUUGCAAAGAUUUUUGCAACCAUUUCUUCGGUUAAAGCUGCGUAUAGUCAAUUACAAUAUGCUCAGUCUCCUUAUGAUGCCGAGGGUAUUCAAUCUGCUGAUCAUUUGGUAGUUAAAGAGUUGAAGAAUUUGUCUGAAUUGAAGCAGUGUUACUUGAAGAAACAAUUUGAUAUUUCACCAGAGAAAACAUUGGUUUCUGCAGAAAUUCUGGAGCUGAAGAGUCUUGUAAAGACCUACGAAAUCAUGGGGAAUAAGUUAGAAUCGCAGCUGAGGCUCAAGGAAUCUGAAAUCAUAUUUCUUAAAGAGAAGUUAGAGGAAAACAAUGAACAAAACAAGUUAAUACAUAAUAGUCUAAAUCAAAGUGGUCAGUUAUCUAUGCUUGAUAAUCUUCACUUCUCAGGGUUAAGUACUAGUCAUUUUGUUACAGUUCUUCAGCAUGCUGUGAAAUCUAUCCGAGGAUUUGUCAGAUUGAUGAUUGAUGAGAUGAAAACUGCUGGUUGGGAUAUCGACGCAGCAGCCAGUUCAAUUCAACCAAAUGUGGUGUAUUAUAAAGCUGAUCACAAAUGUUAUGCUUUUGAAUCCUUUGUUUGCGGGGAAAUGUUCAAUACUUUUCAUUACCGCAAUUACUCCCCAGCAAACGAGUCUUUGCCUGAGAGAAAGAAACAACAACAGCAACAACAACAGCUUUUCUUUGAGAGAUUCACAGAACUAAAAUCUGUGAAAGCAAAGGAUUACCUUUCAAGGAAGCCUAAAUCAUUGUUUGGAAAAUUUUGCCGGGUCAAGUACUGGCAAGUGAUUCACCAGAAGAUGGAAUCAUCAUUUUUUGGCAAUCUUAACCACAGGAACCUUCUGAGUUCUGGUGAAUUUCCAGAUACUGGAUUCUUUGCCUCAUUUGCAGAAAUGGCAAAACGGGUUUGGCUCCUACAUUGCUUAGCCUUUACAUUCCAGCCUGCGGCCUCCAUCUUUCAAGUAAACAAAGGGACUCGAUUCUCAGAAGCUUACAUGGAAAGCUUAGAUGAUGAAGCCUUCCUUUCAAUGGACAGCACGCAACAAUCCGACCCUCGAGUGGCUUUCACAGUUGUUCCAGGUUUCAGAAUUGGUAAAACAGUUCUACAGUGCCAGGUUUAUCUCUCCCACUUUCAAACUAAUUAGUUACAACCAUUAAUCACCAUUUGCCGAGAAAACAUUGAUUGACUGGAAGGCUAUGCACUGAAAAGAAUCUUGGCUGUGAACAAUGCACGUGUAUCUGUCGAAUGAGAGACCGCCACAUGGCAUGAAUGACAUGUAAUGGCUCUCUCAUUGGUGUGAUACAUUGCAUCAGUUGGCACCCGAGAUCUUCCCCAUGGUUUUGAUAUUUUUUUGCAUAAAUUAAAGAUCAGACAAAUGGGGUUGCCUGGUUGAUAAGUGUUAUGUGGGGACUGUAAGACGCUCCCAGGGAUUUUGUCCCUUUUUCUAUGUGGCCAAUUCGAAAAGCAAAUUAGGUAGACUGAAUGAAUGGUUUUAUUUUUAUUAUGUAAGAUAACUUCCUGUCAAAUUUUGUUGAUAUUAGAACAAUAACAGAGGGAUGUUAGCUGUUUUGCGUCAUCACUUGAUAAUAAAAUUGAUGUUCUUAAUGUACACAAUGAUUUAUUUUA